Archocentrus centrarchus (flier cichlid) is the source of this 591-nucleotide messenger RNA. RefSeq names its product cytochrome c oxidase subunit 5B2 (gene cox5b2). The transcript has 4 exons. NCBI's taxonomy places the organism in Eukaryota, Metazoa, Chordata, Actinopteri, Cichliformes, Cichlidae. The record is from RefSeq and is a predicted model, not a curated record. Gene Ontology annotation, cellular component: mitochondrial envelope; respiratory chain complex IV. Gene Ontology annotation, biological process: mitochondrial electron transport, cytochrome c to oxygen. The coding region runs from base 90 to 473 and encodes 127 amino acids.
ACCUGUCACUCAGACGGCUGUUGCGGGGUCAUUUCAGUCCAGGUUAUAGUAAUAACAGGUCAUUCACUGCGCUUGAAAGAGACGCUACAAUGGCGGGACGUCUUCUUCUCCGUGCUUAUAGAGCAGCACCGCAGCUGAGGAGCAGCGUGCUGACCCGCCCGCUGCUCCGCUCAGCGACCACAGUGAGAGGGAUACCAACAGAUGAAGAACAGGCCACUGGAUUGGAGCGCCGUACCCUCCAGGCCUUCAAACAGGGAAAGGACCCAUACAGCAUCCUGAAGCCUAAGCACUAUGCUGGUACCAAAGAAGACCCUCAUAUUGUGCCUUGCAUUGGAACCAAGAGACUGGUGGGAUGUCUCUGUGAGGAAGACAACACUGCUAUUGUAUGGUUCUGGCUUCAUGAGGGAGAGGCGCAGCGCUGUCCUUCCUGUGGUUCCCACUACAAGCUGAUCCACCACGAGUUGCCCCACUGAUAGCAAAACUAACACAAAAAGCCCCCUAACUGGGCAACAACAGACAAUUGUAUUUGCCUCUUUUGUGGCCAUAUUCUGCAUUUAACUUGUACAGUUUAUGAUUAAAAUGUAACUUGAA